Messenger RNA from Salvelinus fontinalis (brook trout), 2131 nucleotides. RefSeq names its product glyoxylate reductase/hydroxypyruvate reductase-like. The transcript is spliced from 9 exons. Gene Ontology annotation, cellular component: cytosol. NCBI's taxonomy places the organism in Eukaryota, Metazoa, Chordata, Actinopteri, Salmoniformes, Salmonidae. Gene Ontology annotation, molecular function: glyoxylate reductase (NADPH) activity; NAD binding; hydroxypyruvate reductase [NAD(P)H] activity. Bases 174 to 1181 code for a protein of 335 amino acids. The record is from RefSeq and is a predicted model, not a curated record.
CAAUGUUGUCUGACCCCAACACACUUCCUGGUUUAACAGCGUGUGCACACGUUGAAAUGUCAUCGUGAACACUGAACAAUCCGCAAAUUUAGCUACAUCUGUUAGGGGAUUCGGGUCGUUAUUUCAAUCAGUUCUUCUGACUUUUUCCGUCAAUCGGAGGACGCACGCAGAUCAUGAAGGUUUUCAUAACAAGACGCAUCCCACAGGAGGGAAUGAAGAUUCUGUCACAGGCUGGAGUAUGUAAAGUGUCACUGUGGGACUCUGAUGAGCCUGUUCCGAGGGCGGAGCUUCUGAAGGGCGUGGAGGGGGCCCAUGGGCUGCUGUGCCUCCUGUCGGACAAGAUCGACACAGAGGUUCUGGACGCAGCAGGUCCAAACCUGAAGGUUAUAAGUACCUUGUCUGUCGGAUUUGACCACAUGGCCAUAGAUGAGAUCAAGAAACGUCAGAAACUCUCAUUGUGCCCUCGUCCCCAUGUUCUGUGCAGAGGGGUGCGUGUGGGCUACACUCCAGAUGUCCUGACUGAUGCCACAGCGGAGCUGACCGUUGCCCUGCUCCUGGCUACAGCUCGGCGGCUACCAGAGGGCGUGGUGGAGGUCAAGAAUGGAGGCUGGAGCACCUGGAAACCUCUGUGGUUGUGUGGUUAUGGUCUGUCAGGCAGCACUGUCGGUGUCAUUGGACUGGGACGCAUAGGUAUGGCCAUUGCCAGGAGGCUGAAACCGUUUGGAGUGAAGAGGCUCCUGUACUCUGGAAGAACUGCCAAAUCCUAUGCUGCUGAGGUGGAGGGAGAAUACGUGCCCUUGGACACGCUGGUGUCUGAGAGUGAUUUUGUCGUGGUAUCCUGCGCCCUCACACCAGAGACCCAGGGCCUGUGUAACAAGGACUUCUUCAGCAAGAUGAAGAACACCGCUGUCUUCAUCAACACCAGCAGGGGUGCAGUGGUGAAUCAGGAGGAUCUGUACCAGGCUCUGUCCAGUGGUCAGAUAGCUUGUGCUGGGCUGGACGUCACAACCCCAGAACCACUCCCCACCGACCACCCCCUCCUCACCCUCAAAAACUGUGUGGUCUUGCCCCACAUUGGCAGUGCUACCUACUCCACACGUGGCAUCAUGGCAGAGCUGUCCGCAAACAACCUGCUAGCAGGCCUACAGGGCACAGACAUGCCCAGCGAACUCAAAUUCUAGUGCUGCUCUACAACUACUCAAUUCUGCCUGGGUCCUCCUGUUAGAAUGAUUUUUUAAUCAACCAAUCAGUAGUCUUUACCAGGGAAGGUAAAAGCCUUAAGUAACCAGGAAGGAAUCUGUGUUGAGAUUAUUGCAGUUCUAUUAAAGAAAAGUUUCACCCAUUUUGAAUGUUUUAUAAUUUUUGUGCGUCUCUGAGCGAUGUUCUAUCGAUUCCCGGGGAUUUUCAUGUGUUUUCAUGUGUACCUGAGCUAUUCGCCGUUCAAACAUGCAGAAAUACAGCCAGUAUGCCAUGUUUUGCAUCGCAAGAAAUACAGCCGGUAUGACGUCUUUUGCGUCAUAGAAAUACAGCCGGUAUGAUGAAUUUUGUAUAUGAUGUCAAAUUCGUCCUUUCGGCUGUAUUUAUGCCUGCUUGAAUGGCAAAUAGAUGCACAAAAACUGUAUAACAUUUAAAAUGGGUGAAUGUUUCCUUUAAUAUGCUCUCCUAACAUGAAGGUAAACUUCUGCCUCUUGCUCUUACUGUUUUAUAAGAAAGAACUAACUUAUAAAAUGUUACUUGAAAGAGGAAGUGUAUAGUAUUAGUGUUUUGAGAACAUGCCUUAGUACACUAACAGUACUCCUAAGGGUCAGCCAUGACUUCCUUUUAAAGACGUAGAAAAGCACUACAAUGUCUCUGCACACAAUUCAUUAGUGACCUUGUCGAAUUGUACAAAAUACUUGAAUAAAAUAGUAGUUGUAAUGGUAAUGUUUUCUCUUGUUCUCAUGACAGUCUUGUGUUUGUUGAGAUAUGCAUCUCCAUUGUAUAUUUGUGCAUAAUUCUAAGAAACACCAUCUCUAAUUAAUCUAUGGUAAAACGCCUCGUCUGUAAUCAUUGUUUCAAACCAGCUAAUCCCUCCCUCUAACAUGGUCUGUCAUUCUGGCUUUGUUGAAUAAAGUAGAAAUGUUGUACAGUA